ACAAACAAACCGUGUUUUUGAACGGAGUGUGCGGACGUGCGGGAAGUGGAUGGACUAUUUUCUGUAUAUUAACCCCCUGCUUGUGUGUUUCCUCUUGCCCUGUGUUGAGGUAAAGGAGCACAUGUGGUAGUGAGAGGACAGGUGACCCAAUAGAAAGGAAGACAGGACUGAUAAAGUGACAGUGAAGACUCAAGAUGGAGACCACAAUAGAGGAGAUCAAAGAGGUGGUGCAUGGUGCAGCAACACAGCUUGACUCCAUUUGGUCAGAGUGUGGCUUCAGUGAGGAAAUGUGCCGCCACAGACGCCACAAAAUGGUGGACCAUGUCAAGGCAUUGAUGUCACAGAUGAUAGAUGGAGAGAAGAACCUUAGGAAGACCCUUGUCAAGAGUAUUGAUGAUAAUGGAUUAAAGUUCUACCAACUCAACAAGCAAUUGGGAGCUGGCAUACCUGACCCAGAGGAACACCUGUCCCUGAUAGAGCUUGAGCGGUAUCUGCGGAGGGCUGUGGUGGAGAUGGAAAAAGAGGUGAAGGAGCGCCACAGUGCACUGGAGGAGCUGAGGAGUCAAGAACAAGAACUGUGUGAGUGUUUGAGAGAGGAGCUCAGUGACUUUGAGAAAAAGGCAGUUCCUUCUAAGGAAUCCAUCAAGGACUUGGAGAGAAUUGUAAAAACUCUAGAACAAGAAAAGGUGGACAGAGUGAAGACCUUUCAUCGUUUGAAGGACAACUUGGAAAGGCUUCUAAAAGAACUGGAGCAGUCACCAGUAAGCUCCUUUGAGUGCUCAGUGGUGGCUGGACUUGAGGAUCUGUUUGUUCUCUCCACAGAGAACCUAAGGCGCCUCAAAAUGCUGAAUGAAGAGUACGAAAAGAGGGUGGAGGACAACAAAUGUGAAAGUGUGGAGCUGCAGGAGAAGAUCAGACUGUUGUCAGACCGGCUUGGCCAUGAUCCUGGUGGGAGGGACCAGUUGCUUGCCUCUAUGACUGGCCACGCUCCAUCCUCUCUCUGUAAGUUACGAGAACAACUGGCAUUGCUUGAAGAAGCGAAGAAAGAGAAUAUGGGGCACUUCAUCUCUCAACUAAGGCAGGAACUGGAAGAGAUGUGGGAGAAGUGCUAUGUGGGGGAGGAGGAGAAAGAGGAAUUCACUCCUUAUGUAUCAGAUGAAUGCACUGAAGAAGUUUUGGAGGCACACAAUGUUGAGGUGGAAAGACUGAAGAAAUUUCACAGUGAAAAUCAGAAGUUAUAUGCUGUACUGGAUCACUGGCAUCAGUUGUGGGGCAAACACCUUAACCUGGAGGAACAGUCUAACAACCCAGAUAGGCUGUUUGGGAACCGGGGUUGUGCUUUGCUGCAAGAGGAGAAGGAGAGGAGGAGAGUAAGGGGUGAACUGCCUCGUGUUGAGAAGGAGUUAGAAGAUUUGGCUGAAGUCUAUAAGGAGAAGAGUGGCCAGCCAUUCCUGAUAAAGGGACAGACAGUGAGCGACUACAUCCUUGAUCACUGGCAUCGCUACCAUGACCAGAGGAAACAGGAGAAGAAAGAGCGGCAAACGGCACGCACCAAAGAGCUGCUACAUGAGACCAGGCUGGGUAGCAGGCCUCGCACUGUGAGCUACAAACGUCAUGUGGCAGCUGAGGAAUCCGGCAGGAAGACCAAACAGAGGCGUUUACAAGAGAACAACUCUCCAGAACCCUCUUUAUUAACCACCAUCUCAACAACUCCACAAAGUAUAGGAGGCCGAGGCAUUCUACGUGACCGCAACCAGAGAACACUGCGAUCAGUUCCUGCUGAGAAGGACAAGACCCAUGGCUCUUCACAGGAGAUUUCUACAUAUUCGAAUUUCUCUAACACCAUUCACCUGCGCAGCAAACGUGAAAACGUCCGUAGCUCUGCUGUCUUUGGGAUGAGCCAGACUCCCGGGCCAACCUCCAAGCGCACCUCGCCCCGCAGGCCUCCACAGGGUCUCCCUAGGACUCCCAAGACCUUGCCACGCAUUGCCACACGUCGCUCUCCCCGUCUCAACACUUCCAGGACACGGCGCAACACAGGGAGAAACAUAUCCACAGCCUCCCCAGGUCUAUCUGCAGCCUUUAAAUCCCCAUACAGGUCAUCACACAAACUGGCCUCCAACAUGACAGCCACAGCCACACCCACACGCUGGAGCAAGGUCAGCUUCCUCAUCUAAGCUAGUGUUGUUCCCAAAAGUUUUAAAGUGAGGAACUUAUUUCCCAAGGUCUGGAAGGCAAAAUCUGACUCAUUAUCAACAUAAAAGUCCUCUUCUUUGUAUUUUGUAAUCUGAACAUGUGCUUUGUUUGCAUACAAAUUGGAUGCACAUAUAAUAAUUUUGCUUUAGUUGAAAUGCUUGCCUUUUUUCCAUUCAUCUGAUUGUAAAUUGAGAUGAAAUUAAUGAGUUGUCAUGUUCAUGGUUUCAGUGAUAACUCAUAUCCAAAGAUAAAAUUUUCCUGUUUUUAGCUCAUCAGUUGGAUUGGAAUUUUAGUUUUUCCCAGUGUUCAUGAAUGAUCUCAUAAGCCAGUAGACUUUCAUUAUACAGCUUCAAGAUAUUUUUUGUUCUUUUUGUGCUUUUUUUUUUAUGCCAUGUUGAAUUUUCAAGAAAGGUAAGUUUUAUAGAAAAUAUGUAAUAAUAAAAUGUAAUGUAUAACAGGAUCUUAAAAUGAGAAGAUAGAGGAAGAAGGAAAUGACUUAGGAUCAAGGAAUGCCUUUAUGGAAUUGUCUGUCUGCAUCUGUUUACCAGUCUGACAUCCCCUUAAAUGGGAUUAACUGGAUAAGACAUCACAUACUGCUUUAUUUUAGAAACAAGAAGGUAGAGGAGGAAGUCCCUAGUUGCCUGUUUGUAUCCCUUUUAGUUACCUUUUACAGUAUGAUGGUGGUAUUCUUCCAACCCGGCCAGUGUGCAGUCAGGCUCUUUGUAUUACAGUAUUGUUGGGAAUCUCUGUCAUGGUAACCAGAUUUCUCCCCAAAGUUCUGAGUGAGAAAAUGUCCACAAAUAUGUAAUAGAUGUUUACAAUACAGUUUUCUGUUUUCUUUAAGUAUAUGUACACAUGCUGCAAAAAGACUAGAUCUUAUAUUGUAUCAGCAUGAGAAAAUAGUCUCCAGUCAUUUUGCUUUACCACCAUAUGGAGAAAUAUUUUGGGUGUUGUUUGGCUUUCACUCCAGACAGUUUUUAUUUUUUGUGUUCCUUUCAUUCUUAAUCCACAUGUCACAUAUUCAUACUUUAUCAUUCUCCAGCUUGAUUCCAACUUAACCUCAUAACCAUUGCUUCACUUUCAGCUGCACCUUUCACUUUCAUCCCAAUAUGUCCUGAUGUAUCUUACCUUUGUACAUGAUCACUAUCUAGGGCAUAUUGCUGUAUCGUUAUAACCAUUCUGACAUGAAUAUUUUCUUUUCUCUCCCGCCACAUCCUUCAUAAUCUGUGCUGCUAUUUAUAUUUUAUAAUCAUUUACUAAUACCACCUGACUUAGUAAUAAUUAGUAUUAUGUUGCUUCUUUAAGAUAGAUAUUUUUCAAUUUAAUCAGAUACUGGUUGCAUAUUGUUGAAUAAUUUGAUCUUGUAUAGAUGGUGUAGUUAAGUUUCUCAGGUCGGAUAAUGUAUAUAUGUGUAUAUUUCCUCUUGCAAUAUUAGGUUGAUUCUUUUUUCGUAGUGUAUAAUGUUUUCAUGCUCCCACCACUAAAUUUCUACUGGUUAAUUGAGUUUGUAAAGCUUGCUGUCACCUUAUGCUGGUAGGGAACUGGAUAUAACAAAUUUAUUAGCAUAAUAUAUUAAUCAUGUACAGUUCAAUUAAGUCUAGAGGUUACAUUAUGAGGGAAUGCUUGUAAAUAUAUGAGUGUGUAUGUGGACACCUUGUGUCGGUAUCCCCUUCUGCAGGGCUGUCCCGGUGUGGUAGAUACACAGUUUUCUUUUGAUCUCUGUUAGGGACUACUCACAGACAUACCUGUGUAUCAGUUUUGCAACCUGUAGUUGAUGUUCUGCUCCAGUCCAGUUUAUUUUCUGUAGAUCAACUUUUAGUUGACAUGAGCUUUAAAUAUUUUUUGCAUUACAUACAAGUAGUAGCAUCAUAAUCAUUAUUUUAUAGUUUUUAGGAAUAUAUUGUUUUCUGCAUUAAUAGAGUAUGAUUUCUGUAACAUGUUAUUAAUUUGUUGGCUUGAUUAGGCUAAUAGUACAAUUAUGUAAGAGCAUUAAUGCUAGGCUAACUUUUCACUGACUGAUUGUGGAGCAUAUGAGUGUGUGCUGUGAGGUACUUAUUUUAAGAAUGCCUCUAAAUAUAUGAAAAUUGCAUAAUUUUAUACCUCUUAUAAUCUUUUUUAUAUAUAUUGGAUUAAAUAUUGUUUUCUAAUGA
Molecule: messenger RNA, 4346 nt
Organism: Scylla paramamosain (green mud crab)
Lineage: Eukaryota; Metazoa; Arthropoda; Malacostraca; Decapoda; Portunidae
Product: protein regulator of cytokinesis 1-like
Exons: 14
Coding region: 195-2177 (660 amino acids)
Biological process (GO): mitotic spindle midzone assembly; microtubule cytoskeleton organization
Cellular component (GO): cytoplasm; spindle; mitotic spindle midzone
Molecular function (GO): microtubule binding
Source: RefSeq, a predicted model, not a curated record